Ooceraea biroi (clonal raider ant) is the source of this 2414-nucleotide messenger RNA. Its product is annotated as histone-lysine N-methyltransferase SETMAR-like. Gene Ontology annotation, biological process: double-strand break repair via nonhomologous end joining; DNA integration; mitotic DNA integrity checkpoint signaling. Lineage: Eukaryota; Metazoa; Arthropoda; Insecta; Hymenoptera; Formicidae. Gene Ontology annotation, cellular component: condensed chromosome; site of double-strand break; nucleus. Gene Ontology annotation, molecular function: DNA topoisomerase binding; single-stranded DNA endonuclease activity; single-stranded DNA binding. The record is from RefSeq and is a predicted model, not a curated record.
UUUAUUGCUUAUUUUAAAGCAAAUAAUGCGUUAUAUAGGAAAACGCUGUUAUGAUUUUUCACACAGAAUUUACAUCUGCAAUCAGUUCUUGUAAACAAUGACAUUUUCAAAUCGUUUAAAAAAUACUGUCACAUAAACAAAUUAUUCUUUAACUAUUUUGUUCACUAAAAAUUCAUAUUGUUCCCUUAUAAUGAUAACCGCAUUGAUCCGAAAGUGAUAUCUUUGCUGGUCUGACCUCAGGCUUUGAAGGGUUGAAACGACGAAACUGUCCAUUUUUUGACAUUUUGCCUGAGGUAACACUUGUUCAGUGAUCCAAAAGGUACAACAUAUUUCAAAUUCAGUCAUUUUCACCGGGGCCCAAUUUCACGGGGUUUGGUGCGGGGUCCUUUGCCGUGAGGAAAUUUUAUUAUAUUUUUCAAGACCAAAGAAAUAUUUGGAAAAAUUCCUAUAUGUAUCCUAUUUAAUAUUGGGUGAGUGCAAAAGUUUUGAUGGGUUUCUCAUAUAUGUUGUAACUGAUUCAGUUCUACGGCAGUACUUAGAAAUUCGUAGAUGUAUUAUAUACCGUUUAAAAGGUAAUACUUCUAGCUAUCGUUAUAAAUGGGAAUUGGCUUGAUUUAAAUCAGUUUUGUUGUUUUAGAAUACAAUUGAAAAUGAAUAUUGAUAGAAUUCAUUUGCGUGUAAUUAUGAUGUACGAGUUUCGGAGAGGAACACGCAUUUCGGAUACCGUAAAAAACAUUUGCGAUGCGUUUGGACAGAACGCUGUGUCGAUUCCAACUUGCGAAAGAUGGUUCGCAAAAUUUAAACGGGGUGAUUUUAAUCUUGAAGAUCAGCCACGCUCCGGUUGGCCUUCUGACAUUGAUGACGAUAUUGUGCGCAAUUUAGUGGAUACCAAUUCACGAAUUUCGACACAGGAAGGUGCUGAGAGAUUAAAUGUUAACAGAUCAACCGCAUUUCGACAUUUAAAAAAACUUGGAUACAAUUUAAAGCUUGAUGUUUGGGUGCCACAUAAUCUGACAGAAAAGAAUAAAAUAGACCGAGUCUCUAUAGCUAAUUCCUUGCUUGGCCGAUUAAAAACCGAUCCGUUUUUGGAUCGAUUAGUAACGGGAGACGAAAAAUGGAUCCAAUACGACAAUGUGGAACGGAAACGAACUUGGAGGAAGAGUAAUGAAAGCGGUCAGCCAAUGCCAAAGGCCGGUUUGCAUCCUCGGAAGGUUAUGAUCUCAGUAUGGUGGGAUUGUAAAGGUGUGAUCUUUUAUGAGCUAUCUGUUGGCGAAACGAUCAAUUCUGAUGAGUAUUGUCAACAAUUGGAUAAUUUGAAGGCAGCAAUUGAAGAAAAACGUCCGAGUUUGGCCAAACGGAAAGGCGUUAUGUUCCAUCAUGAUAAUGCUAAACCCCAUACUUCGAUGCAAACGCAACGCAAGCUCAGGGAGUUAAAUUGGGAUCUUCUAUUACACCCGCCGUAUUCUCCUGAUAUUGCUCCAUCUGACUAUCAUUUGUUUCGAUCGUUACAAAAUAGUUUGAAUGGUAAAAAAUUCGCUUCUUUUGACGAUGUACAAAACUUCGUUUCUUCAUUCUUUAACGAAAAGUCGGCCACGUUUUAUGACAGAGGCAUACGAAUGCUACCAGAACGUUGGCAAAAGAUAAUAGAGAACAAUGGAGAUUACUUGACAGAAUGCAUAAAUCGUUUUGCAUUAAAUUACUCAGUCUAUUUUUCUAUCACGAUAUCCAUCAAAACUUUUGCACUCACCCAAUACAUUGCGGCAACCUCGAGUAAGCGCAUCUUAUGCACAUAGAAAACAUUUUCGCAUAGCUAUUUUAAGAAAACUAUCCUUUGGAAAGAUAAUUUUCAACAAAUAAUAAUUCUCUUUUUCCGCACAAGUGUAAGAAAGUAAGUUAAUGAUAUGACAUUGAAGAUGGUAGCAGUAUCAGGUAUGUAUAAUAAGAUGAGUAUUUGAAAUAAGAUAUGACUUGAUACAGCUAAUUACAUUGGCUUGGUAUAACAUCGCUUCCACUCUGACACUUGUAGUCCCACACAUACAUGCAAUAUUCAUAUGUAUUAAGCGAACAUUGUAAGCGCUUCGUAAUAAUGGAUUCUUAUUGUAAUUUACGAGCGAGGCAUUCUUACGCCUACUCGUCGAUUCAUUCACCAUGUUCUUUAGUGGAUAUCUGUAUCUUCUGUUCUGGAAACAGUACGAAACGUUUUCCUCCUGAUAUGCUGCGCUCGCUGCAGAUUACAGAGCAUGCUAUGCUUUUUAAUCGACAGCUAAAUGAUACAUAUUAUCUCAUGACGAACAUAAUAUAUAUUAUCCCAAAUUGCUUGUUUUGCAGCAUUGCUGUGAAUUUAUUGAUUAAUUUGCUAGAUGAUUUCUCCGUGAGAAACAUUUUAUUUUCAUAUUUGUUUACGUUAAAAUUUA